Molecule: messenger RNA, 6166 nt
Organism: Engraulis encrasicolus (European anchovy)
Lineage: Eukaryota; Metazoa; Chordata; Actinopteri; Clupeiformes; Engraulidae
Gene: rsf1a
Product: remodeling and spacing factor 1a
Exons: 18
Coding region: 22-4404 (1460 amino acids)
Biological process (GO): negative regulation of DNA-templated transcription
Cellular component (GO): chromatin; RSF complex
Molecular function (GO): histone binding
Source: RefSeq, a predicted model, not a curated record
ACUGACUACCCCAUUGGAAAAAUGGCUGCUCCGGUGGCAGUAGCGGGUUCUUCCCCCGGUCUCUGCCCGAGCUUUGCUGUCGUCUGUUCAUUCUUGGAGCGUUACGGUGCGGCAUUGGACUUACCUGAGUUGACUUUCCCACAAAUGGAGCGAUACCUACAGGAGACAUCGAUAGUACCCAAGCCUCUGGUUGAACUUCAUGUGAAGCUGCUUAGGAAGAUUGGGAAAUGUGUCACACCAGACAGAUGGGAAAAGUACCUUGUGAAGGUUUGUCAGGAGUUCAACUGCACCUGGGCAUGGGAACUUGAAAGAAAAGGUUACUCUGAGAUGACAGUGGAAUCCAAGACUGAAAUUCUUAAGUACUUGUGCGAGUGCCAGUUUGAUGACAACAUCAAAUUCAAGACGUCAGUGAAUGAGGAGGACCCGGACAGGAUGAGACUGCAGCCUAUUGGUAAAGACAAGGAGGGUCUGAUGUACUGGUUCCAGCUUGACCCAGAGCAGAACGUCCGCAUCUAUGUUGAAGAGCAAGAUGAUCUGGAUGGGGCCUCUUGGAAAUGCAUCGUUAGGAACCGAAGUGAUUUAGCGCAGACCUUGGAGAAGCUCAAAGCCCAGAUAGAUCUUGGAAGUGCUGAGAAAAAUCAACAUGGGGGCUCGACCUGUGCAAGUCCUUUGCCUGAAGAUGGCGGAAACGAUGCCGACAACAAGGAGAAUAAAACAGAGCCAGAGAUCAAAAAAGAACCCAGCGAUGGCCCGAAAAAUGAGGAACCAGUUAUCACUGAACUGCCUGUCUCAAGGGACAGCAAAGAAGCACCAAGGGAGCAAGAGGAAAAAUUGAACAGCGUCGUUGAAAAAGACGAAGACAACAUCGAGAUGGAGAUGAAGGUCAUCAAUAAAACAGAGGUCAAAUCAGAGGUCAAGUCAGAGGAGAAACCUGUCAUAGACAACAGGGUCAGCACCAUUAUGACUCUUGUCAAAGAGGAGUCUAAAGAUUCCGAGGUGGCAUGGAACGCUGUCUCCGUUGUCAUGGCACCAGGUUCGAUAAAAAAAGACGGCAGAGGAGGCGUAAAGGCAGAGGUUCGAGGAGACGAGUCAGGUGAACGGACCUUGGAGCAGGUGGAGAGGGCCUUGAAGAGUGACCAACAAGCCAAGAUACCUCUGAAGAAGAGAGAGUUGAAGCUGAGUGAGGGGUUUGGGAACAGCAUGAACAACAGUAAUAGUAAUCAUCACCCCAACAACAGCCUAAACAAUAACGGCACCAUGAGCUCUGGUAUUAUUGUCCGCAACCCCUCUGUCUUAGCCCUCAAGGGCCCAUCAUGGACACCUCGUGAGGAAGACUCAAAUGGAGAAGAAGGAAGGGCAGUGGUGUCUAGCAGUGUGUUGGAGACCACAGGUGUAGGCCUAAAGAGAGAUGCCAGGCUGAGCCUUUGUAAUGGCGAAAUGGCUCCAGGAAGGAACUUGAGUCCAAAUGUACGAGAGCACCGCAGCAUGAGUGUUGGUGUGAUAAUGGGUCCCGUGGACAGAAGGAAAUCGUACGUAGAGCCAAAUAUCCCCGUCAUUGAAGACAAAGGUGGAGUAGUUGCAGUGAAUUGCAUCAAAACGGUUGCAAGCCACAACAACAAAGAGAGGACAGGGGAUCCCACUGUCCAAGUCGAGAGGAUUCCGAGUCCUGGCGCUGUGCGGCGUCAGUCUGUCCUGGUAAGGAAAGCCGCGACGCCUGACAGUGUUGUGUCACUGUUGACGGAUGAUGGCUUUGAAAGCCAAGGCUCCAGGAGAUCUGGGAAUGACCUCGGCAAAGUAGACAAAAACAGUUCUGGUCAGGUGAAGGAGAACUCUUCCUCCUGCCCAGAAAUCAUUUCUAUCGACGAUACUAUAGACGUCGACGACCUCUCUAAGACCUCAAGUCCUCAGGCCAUUGAAGAUGUUGCACUGCACUCACCAGCUGAGAAUGACAUUGAUGAAGACGAAAAGGAGAAAAUCGUUGACAUGGCUGAAAGCCAGAGCAAAGCAAAGGACGAAAGUAAAACCCCAGAAGGCAUUGAACGGAGCCCCAGAGCUUUGUCUAAAGACUCCGACAGUGGCAGCAGCGGCGAUGACGACGGCUCAGAAGCAGAAGGGCUUCCGGAGGGUACCGAUGAAGUCUCCUCGGAGAUCCAGAAGGAGGGCAUACGUCUGAAGAUCAAGAUUCCGAUGCACCGCAGAACCCCCGAGUUUCAGAGGGAGCGCACACCGGACCCGGACCCUGAGCCGGAGCAGGAGCAGGAGCAGCAGGAGGCUAGUGGCGACGGGCACUCCCUGCGGCGCUCCGCCCGGAUCUGCCGGCCCAGCCCCAAGCUGGCAGAGAUCCAGGACAGGAGGCAGGAGAAGAGCGGCAAGCACGCAGCAGCACCCUCUGGAGCUCAGGAGGAGAAGGAGCCCAGAGAGGGAGACAUGAAGAAGACGACGUCUCAGAGGAGAGAGAGUCCCAGGAAGAGCGACUCGGAUGGACAGCACAAACUUGGGAAGGUACGAAGGAGACAUAGGAGACCUAGAUGGUCCAACCAGCGAUGUAAGGCUCGCAAAAAGGGACCGGGUGAAGGAGGGGAGGAACUGAUGGAGGCGUGCAGGACGAAGGAGAGCAGUUACCAGUCCGACAGGGAGCAGCAUCCCAGUGACCCUGAGGUGACCUUGAGGACUAAACCGAUGACGGCCUAUGACGACCCCUGCACUCACUGUGGUCUCCCCAAUCACCCAGAACUGAUCCUGCUCUGCGACCUUUGUGACCAUGGUUACCACACAGCCUGCCUAAGACCUCCUCUCAUGAUCAUCCCUGAUGGGGAAUGGUUCUGUCCCCCAUGCCAGCAUAAACUGCUGUGCGAGAGACUGGAGGAACAGCUGGCGAACCUUGACACUGCCCUGAAGAAGAGAGAGCGAGCCGAGCGGAGGCGAGAACGGCUGGUGUAUGUGGGCAUCAGUGUUGAAAACAUCAUUCCUACACCAGAUGGAGAACUAGAGGGAGAAAAGAUGGACAAAAAGAAGAGCACAAAGAAAAGCAAAAACCUGGAGAGGAGAUCAACACGAACCAGGAAGUCCAUCAGUUACAGGUUUGAUGACUUUGACGAUGCCAUUGAUGAAGCAAUAGAAGAGGACGUACGGGAGACAGAGACGGAAGGUACUGGUCAAGGCAAUGACAUGGCCACAAUUGCAGGUAAACAGAAGAGGGAGGAGGGCAAGGAGAACCAGCGACCGGCCAAACCCCUAGCCGCAGCAGUAGCUCGGAGGAAGAAGCGGAGGCGACUGAAUGACCUGGACAGCGACAGCACAGUGGACGAGGAGGAGAGCGAGAAUGACUUCAACCUCAGCAGCAGCACGGACGAAGAGGACUUUGUGGUGUCUGGCGACGAGGCUCCCAGCGAUGUUGACGUCGGCUCGAACGACUGCAGCGACUGGGGCAGCACAGCCAGCAGACCCAGCCAGACGAGGCGGACGAGGAGAACUGCCAGCGUUGGUCAGGCACGUACAGCCUUGAGCAGGACCAGGGGCCGGACCCAGGGCAGGGGCAGGAGCGGACGAAGCAGACACAUCUCCCAUAGGCACAGAGGGGGCCUGUCGGACGAAGAGGAGGAGGAGGAGGAUGAGCUGGAGACUGAGGAAGAGGAGGAGGAGAUGGAGACGGAGGGCUCGAGUGACUGCAGUGACAGUGACGUGAGCACUCGGCGGCGACGCUCACGGCGGAGCCAGAGGAGUGAGGUGAACUACUGUGAGACGUCCGAGUCGGAGGGCUCUAAGAAAGGUACCAAGAAGCAGAAGCAACCACAACCGCAACCACACCGCAGACGCCUGUGCAGUUCCAACAGCGAGGGCUCUGCAGAAGACGAGAAGGGAGAAAAGGAGGAAGAGGAGCAGCAGAGGAGGAGGAGGAGAAGAGAGAGGAGGCAGGAGUUUGUAAAGGAUGACUCCAGGAGGCUUCCUCUGAAGCGGCGGAGGCACUCCAGUGAUGAAGAGAACGACAACAACAGCGGCGCGCCGGACGACUCUGACGACGACUCAGAGGAAGAGCGCCCGGUCCGCAAACGGUUAAACCGAAUCGAGUCGGAGGAUGAGGAAGAGGAGGAGGAGGGAGGCGAGGAGGACGAGAGGGAGGAGGAUGAAGAGGAAGAGGAGGAGGAGGAUGAGCGAGAGAUUAAAAAAGCAUCUAGUAUUGGGACAAACGCCAGCAUACAGUCACCAAACAGACACAGUGCCAGCGCUGGACGUAAGCGUGGAGGUGGUGGUGGUGGCGGCCAUCUUGCCUCCAAGAACAAUGCCUCGAGCCGGCAUAACGGCCUGGCCCCUCAGAGGGCCUCCGCUCAGGAUGAAGACGAUGACUUCUACGACGGGGUCACAGACAUUGUGCACUUGGUUUUCAACAGCGAACAGGCGCUGUGAUCACCGUCCAUGGUUCAUCCACCUGUGCGAGCCGGCGCGUUCGUUCUUUCGUUCGUUCGUUCGUUCGUUCAUUCAUCUUCUUCUUAUUUGCCUUUUCACAGACUCCCAGCCUUUAAAAAAAAACAAAAAGACUCCACUGGGUGUUACUACGUUUGUUGCCAUCGGUUUCACCUGGUUUCUAGCUGUCUCUGGACCAAAACAUAAGUCUACUGAUGAUUAUGCUGUUCCCUAGUUGAGUGCUAACCCUGUGUGUGUUGUGUCUGUGUGAAAGUGAUGUAUGUAUCGGCUCUUUUCCACAGCCAGUUUUCUGGUAGGCCUACAGCUCGACACAGCGCAAUUCGGCCACCACUUUUCUGCUUUCCGAUUGGGCACGACACCACUCAAUCGAAAGGCAAAAAAAAAGUGGCGUCCGAGUCGCGCUUGUGUCGAGUUGUAGGCCUACCAGGAAACCGGCUGUGGAAAAGAGCCUCAUGAGUGCUCUCCCAAGUCCUCAGCUUCAUCACACCAUAAAACGCAUGCACUUUCAGACAAGCAGCUGUAGUUUCUGGACUUCUGUGGACAUGAAAAAAAAAACAGUACAGUACAUGGCCUCCACAUGUGAAAGCACUUUGUUUAGUUGUUAAGGCCAGUCAUUUGUCGUCUGCGUGUCAACAGAGGCCAAGCGCCUCUGUCCAGUGUAGAUAAAUGCUGUAUAUAAUUCAGCUUGUGCAGUAACGUGUUCAUCAGAAAGUUAUGGUCUUGGAAGUUAUUUUUUGUGUGUUUUUGUCCUUGUAAAAGAGGUUUAUAUUUUAUAUGAGACAGGAAUAUGGUCACGCUGACAACUUAAAGACUGCAGAAUGCACAGAGGUCCCCAUAUGAAAUUGUCAUGAAGUAGAUUGUUACAUACUGUAGAACUGAAAUAUCUCCGGACUUGAUUGAUAUUUAAACUAUGGACACUGAAGACGAUGUAAUCUAAUCAGGCCUGUAUAGCACACCAGUUCGGCUACCAGAGUGGUUGGUGAUUUUAGAAAACAAAGUAAGAUUCUUAACAUGAUUUAGUUUGAUAAACAUUUUAUACAAGAAAGUCUGCUUUUAAGUUAUUUCACAAAAAUAUCCCCAGGUAUUGAUAACGGUUUAAAUCCUGCUUUUAAAUAUCACCAUGCAUAAGACUGCAUGAGCUGCGUAGUCAGUCUUUUGAUCUUGUUACUUAGAAUCACACAACAAAAGUAGAUUUUCUUCCCAAAAAAUUUGAUGUCGAUCCCUCUAAAGUUUUCCUCAAAUUUAAGGUGUGUCUCCACUGUGUGUGUCCAGAACAAUUUGGAGAAGAAAAAAAGGAAAACUGGAUUUGAAAUGCACUUUUUUAUACGAGCACCUUCAGUGGCACUUUGCCAUACACAGUUGUCCCUGCAAAUUCAGAAACGCUUUUUGGUCCAAAGCUUUGUUGUGCCCUUUGGUCUCUGGUUUGUUCCACCAUGUUCUAGAGGGUUUACCUUCAAACUGCUACUCUGCGAAAAUCUGCCUCAUUCAAAUCGCUGAAAGCAAGUUUAUUUAGUACACAUCAUUAUAAUGGUUGCCUUUGUCUGCUGUUGGGUAACAUGGUGUCUGAUUUAGUUCAGUUCUUCAUGCUUUUCAACAUAUUUAGUUAAAAUUCCAGUCCAGUUCAGACUAAUAAAACAUAGUAAAAUACAUUAAAAACACAAUUUUUGUGAGUUCUGUGUGUAUAGUAAAAAAAUGUGUAUCAUAGAUGUUCUUUUUUGUAAUUAAAUGCUGCUCAUAGAACCCC